This is a messenger RNA of Pseudophryne corroboree (corroboree frog), 2685 nucleotides long. RefSeq lists its product as uncharacterized. Gene Ontology annotation, biological process: antibacterial humoral response; complement activation, classical pathway. The transcript has 9 exons. Gene Ontology annotation, molecular function: immunoglobulin receptor binding; antigen binding. NCBI's taxonomy places the organism in Eukaryota, Metazoa, Chordata, Amphibia, Anura, Myobatrachidae. Bases 290 to 2419 code for a protein of 709 amino acids. Gene Ontology annotation, cellular component: extracellular exosome; blood microparticle; immunoglobulin complex, circulating. The record is from RefSeq and is a predicted model, not a curated record.
AGCAGUGGGAUACACAGUGUGUCGUGUGUCUGUGUGUAACUCCCCUGUUUGCAGGGACCUACGUUUACUGAAGGGGUUCUAGCUGCUACCUUCAGAUUAUCUGUGAGACUGAAAAUGAAAGUAGAAUAUUUCGCUACUAAGGAGAGGACGCUGCAGCUAUUAGAGACGAGGUGGGAAUGAAAGUGCUGUCCCAUCGGCCUUGCACCUCCCCCUGAUGUCAGAGAUGUUUUAUCACACUUAGAUCUAGCAUCAACCCUGAUAGUACAGGGGCCACAGACCUCACAUCAACAUGAGACCCCCAGAUAUCAUCUAUAUUGUCGCAUUAUUCCUGACAGGGGCAGUGGCGCUGUUGGUCUCUAUGAAUAAACCAGUUAUCAGAGCACUGCGAGAGGACAAUGUGACCAUACCCUGUAAUAUCUCUGAUGUUGGACCCAAUAGAACUAUCGCAGUGUACUGGACCAGGAUAUGGAAUGGGAGCAGACAUGACGUGUAUCAUUACGCACCAAACCAAACAGUAUUCAGAGCCGGAUCUUACGUGGUGGAGAUUGAGAUAUACAAAGGAAACGCUGAGCUCCACCUCCCGCGUGUCCAGUUCUCUGAUGAAGGAGAAUAUACCUGCACUGUUAUAGUCACCCCUAAUUCAGUGGAAGGGAAAGCUUCUCUGCAGGUGUCAGCUCGUCCAUCUGCUUCGCUGACCCCAGGAGAUAUCAGCGUCCUGCUGGGAACAGAGAGAUCAGUCAUGUGUGAGGCCACCAAUUUCUACCCCCAGCCUGUGACCAUACGCUGGUUCCGACACAAUAAAGGCUCCCCUGGCUGCGUGGCCUUGGAUCGGGGAAUCUGCAACACUGACCCAGUUACUAAUGGAGAUGACACGUUUAAUGUUACCAGCCACCUGACGUUACAUCCUACAUCUAUGGACGAUGAUGGGAAUAAAUAUUCGUGUAUCGUGUCUCACAGGUCUCGGAAGAGUGACCUAGUGAGGACUUUUACUCUGACAGUGACAGAGCAAGAAGAUAUCACUGGUGCAGUUGCUGGAGCUGUGAUUGGGACACUUAUCUUUUCGUUACUUCUGGUCUCAGCCGUGGUAUUGUACAUGAAAGUGUUUCAGAACGGGCCACCCAGACUUUCUGAGAUUUUGGGAAAUGAGCAGAUGAUUGACAUGGCCAGGACGACCCUUACCUGUCAGAUCACGGGCUUCAGGCCCAAUGACAUUAAAAUCUCUGUACAUCUGAGACGAGGAGAGAUGAUAAGUGUUCUCCACACCUGGAAAUCCGGAGACCCCAUUCCCCCAGCCCGCAUGACGAGAGAUGACAGCACUGGGGGUGACCGUGUGGUUAUUGGUGUGGAGGAACAGCAGGGGCUGAUUAAUGGGGCUGCAAAUCACCAGGAGAGACCCCUACAGCUAGAACUGGUUCCUGUUAUAAAGACCAGCAGACUUGGUACUUCCAGCUGUCAGUGUUCUAUUCAUAUAACCCCCAGCUUUGCUGAUAACGGAGCAGAACUGUCUGUACAUGUAGAGCACUUGGCUCUGAGGUCACCGAUCUCUGUACGGAGAACACUGAACGUCAUUGGAGUGGCUCCCAAACUGUUAACAAUAAUGGCUCCUGAUCGACUGACGCAUUAUGAGACGGUGACGCUGACUUGUCCCAUUAAUGGAUAUAAACCCAGAGCUCUGUCUGUCACUUGGCUGAGGAAGGAUCAGAACCAGGAAACAGAACUUGUAACGCGGGAUGGUACAGGAACCAGGAUUCUGGAUAACAGAUACUCACACACUGCGCAGGAGAUUGAGCACGAUAAUAAAUCUUACAGCUGUAUAAGUGCUUUAAGGAUUAAACCAAAUGUGAAUGAAGAUCAAGGAGUGAAAUAUAUUUGUAGAACCCAUCACCCUGCCACAGCGCAUAGAGCAGAGCAAGUACUGGAUAUGGAGGUUACCGCUCGUCCUGUGCUGGAUACAAUACAGAGGACACAGAACUCUCUCUCUGUCGGUGACCAGAUGGAUCUGUCAUGUAGAAUUCAUUCAUUUUCCCCAUCACAGAUCACAGUUACAUGGUACAUGGAAGAUGAGACUGUGAUACCCUCACACACCAGUAACGUCCUCACUGAACCAAAUGGCCUGUUUUAUGUCACCAGUACUAUGGAAUUCCACCCGACAAUAAAGGAUGCGGGGAAGAGGUUCAGGUGUGAAGUUCUACAUGACAGUCUUGUAGAGCCUAGAAGUAUCACAUAUACAUUGUGUGACCUGAGAGUCCCUGACGCUGUAGCUGGAAGCAGAAAUACAUCACAGAGACCAAGCGAUGAAAAUAAAUCUUUUAACAUAAGAGGAAUUGAGUGCCUGACGGACAGUUCCCGAGGGGGCGAUGAUGUCACAACGUUGAUGCAGAUGAUUGCGAGUUCUGCAGAUGAUUAUGAGUUCUCCUGAUAUAACGGAGUAUUUCCUAUUGAGGGUAACGCAGAAAACGGAGACCUGGAGGACGGUUCUGGCAGCUUCUCCACAGUCACAUUCACAGCGGAGGAAUCGGACAGGAGCUGUACAAUCAGAUGUGAGACCUGUUAUAACUAUCAGACAAUCGAGGAAACUUUCUAUGACUGAGGGACCAGGAGAAGAUCUGAUGGGAGAUAUCAUUUCUAUACAAUGCUCUGUAUUACCGGUGGAAUCUCAUUAAAGGAUAGAGAGUACACGGAUCA